Messenger RNA from Paramormyrops kingsleyae, 3571 nucleotides. RefSeq names its product iroquois homeobox 6a (gene irx6a). Gene Ontology annotation, biological process: cell development; regulation of transcription by RNA polymerase II; neuron differentiation. NCBI's taxonomy places the organism in Eukaryota, Metazoa, Chordata, Actinopteri, Osteoglossiformes, Mormyridae. Gene Ontology annotation, molecular function: RNA polymerase II cis-regulatory region sequence-specific DNA binding; DNA-binding transcription factor activity, RNA polymerase II-specific. The record is from RefSeq and is a predicted model, not a curated record. Gene Ontology annotation, cellular component: nucleus.
GCUAUUAGUAAUUUCUUUUAACUGCUUGAUACAUGCACGGAUAAAGGUGUUUUAAAAGGCGUACAGAUAUGAAUCGAUGCAUAAGGCAGUCUGCAUUAAAAACUAUUACUACAAUAAUAUAGCAUCGAUAGAAAACAUUCGUUUGAUAUACACAUGAUAAUUUAAACAAACGAUCGUAUUUACAUGGCAAUGCGCGUUCACAGAGAAACUUACACUGUGUUUACCGAACAGUUUCUAGUAGCCGUCGGUAUGUUUCCUUAAUUCGUACAUUUCUAUCGGAAAGGAGCGUGUCAUAUUAAGUUAACGGGAUGCGCACCUUAAGGAAGCGCGAUGUUAGAUGCGAUUGGUAAAGACAUUAUUCUAUCCGUGCGGCCGUGCCGUUCCGGGAUUACAGUGACGUCACAUUGAUACCCUUGCAUGGAUGAAUGCUAAAGAACUAUAGAGGCACAAAUAAUAGCACAAGCAGAGUCCAUAUCUUGCAAGUCUUAGGAUAUCCUUUAAGCCCUCUUCAGCCAAGGCACAAUAAUAUUUUUUGUGGCUGAUGCAGUUUAAUAUUGUUUGCUACUCUUUUUCUUUGGAGGAUUAUCUACAUACAUCUGUGUAUGUGAAAACUAUUUGCUGCUUUAAACAGCUUCAAGCCUUCUUCUUAAGUGCAGUCAUCUAUUAUUGACAAAAGGCCGUGCGUGGAAAUGUCUGUGAGAAUGUGCAUUUGAAGUGCAUUUGGUUAUAAUCGAUCAAAGGGAAGAUAAUUGCUGAUGGUAACAAAAGAAGCAGCCAUGUCUUUCUCGCAGUUCGGAUAUCCUUAUAAUACAACUUCACAGUUUUUCGUGUCGGCAAACCCCAGUACGACUUGCUGCGAUUCGAUUUCCAGGUCGGUCUCUGAUGGGUCCGGCGGUUCCCAGACUGCAGCUGCGUUUUGCUGCCCUCCUUACGAGAACCGACUGCUGGCGAGCACACGGGGCGAGCUGAACGCGGCUCUCGGGAUGUACGGCUCGCCUUACGCGGCAGCAGGCGGUCAGAACUACGCCAACUACUUCCCAUACAGCACAGACCCCUCGGCGCUCUACUCCACGCUGACCCCACAGUACGACAUCAAGGAUGGCGCUGGGAAUUUGCACUCGUCCAUCACCCAAUCGGCUGCCUAUUAUCCCUACGAUCACUCUCUAGGGCAGUACCAGUAUGACAGGUACGGAACCGUAGACUUCAACGGAUCGUCGAGGAGGAAGAACGCCACGAGGGAGACCACCAGCACCCUAAAAACCUGGCUUUACGAGCACCGCAAGAACCCGUACCCCACCAAGGGGGAGAAAAUCAUGCUGGCCAUCAUCACCAAAAUGACCCUCACCCAAGUGUCCACCUGGUUCGCCAACGCCAGGAGAAGGCUAAAGAAGGAGAACAAGAUGACCUGGGCGCCCAAGAAUAAAGCUGGGGAGGACAAAAAAGAUGACCUUGAGAAAAGCGAGCAGGAGUGUGUCAGCAAAGACUCCAAGGUGUGUAAGGACGACAAGGGCCUGCGGUUGAGUGACUUAGAAGACAUGGACGAUGAGGACUGCGACAAGCUCGGUGAUGACUGUGAGAAAGGCUCCCGUGAACAGCAAGACCUUAACUCCAGUUUGCCUGGGGAGCCCGCAAAGAGGGACUAUGGCAGCACCCUGACUUUCCCCAGCUGCUUCCACACGUUCGGCAGCAAUAACAAGGGCGCGGCGGCAACAGCGUCCGACUUCCUGGGCCCCUGUGUAGGCAAAGUGCCGGCUGCGGCCCUGCCGCUGUUUCAGGCAGCGGGGAAGUCCCUCAUCUGGUCACCGGCGCGGACCGCAGACGUUAGCGUACCACCAGGUGCCUCGCAUGACGGUGAACUCAUAACCGAGGCUCUCGGGAUGGACUGCCGGCUCCAGACAGCCAGGCCCCCUGCAUCCAGUGCUGGCCAGUGUGGGGACACGGCCGGUCAGCGGGAACCCGUGACUGUAGCCCCCGCAGCAAGCUCGUUCCACGAGGGACCAUCCUCCCACAGCAAAAGCUACGGCCACUCCAGCUUUAACCAGAAGAGCCUGCACAGCAGAUCCUACUCCCUGCUCCCGGACACAUGCCAGUACCUGUCAAUGGAAGGAGCCCCAAGAGCACUGACUCGCUAGCCAGAAUCCACACCGGGAGCCCUAACCACACGCAUCUGCUCUGUCUGCUCUUCUUACAUUUAACAGAUGCAAAUAUUUGCUCUGCUUACACUUUCUGAUUGCCGACUCCUGCAACAUCUCAUGCAGAAAACCUGUAUUGUGUUUCUAUAGGACAUGAUUUGAGUUUUUCCCCCUAUGCUAAUAUUUUGAAACUUAUUGUGUUGGACCCACUUAAUCUGAAAAGAUAGGAUGUAUAUUAUUGGCACACGCAUAUAAACUUUGUUAUUCAGUUACAUGAUUUUUCCUUAAUAACAUUUCACACAACAUUUUUAUUUGAUUUACUGUGGUGAAUCAAAUGACCAUUAAAAAAAAAUGUUUAUUAUGUGAUUAUUCCGAAGUAUUCGAACCAUCGCUAUAUCUGCCCUUGUGUCAACUAUACAAAUAUAAUCAAGCAGAUACCUGCACGCGCAGGCAAAUCCACACACUGAUUUCGCUUUUUAUUUACUACUGAUUUUACUGCAGUUACUUAUUCGUAACCCAUCAAGCAGGCAGAAUUGUUUGAUUAAAUUUUCUGCAUUUGAAGUUCAACGUUGACAAAACCUUUCCUUCAUCGCUUCUCGUAUAUUAAGAUAAAUCCAAAAUAUUUCGCAAGCACUAAGCUUUUGAAGGAUUGCUUACACCUUGAAAUACAUUAAAAGUUGAAGUUUAAAACUUUAUUUAAAGACACAGACCCACAAUAUGCCCUAAAAUCAAAUGACUGCUUCCGGUUUCCAGGAAAGUCCAUUAAAUGCAAUUUAAAAACGGGGUCGAGGUAAAUUACAGAAAAACACAAUCAUACUUAUGCAUAUCCUGUAUUUAAUUUAAUAGAAUAACUGAUCUGCUUCCAGGGCCUGCAGUUUCAAAUUCGCAAUUGCUGCUGUAUCUUUAUAUAUAUAAUAUGUGACUUUUUCCUUUACUCUGUUGGCCAACGUGCAGUUUUCAAACGGUGGGACACCAAUACAAAUUAUGCACUGUGGACCGGCGAUUUAGAAACGAUCUUCCAAGCCGUCAGCUGUGAACAGUUUAAACAUUUUGAACGCUGUCAGUGUUAGACGUUUUUUGCGACUGUAGAGGCAGCCCCGACUUUUGCACAAUGUUGUUUUUACGGUCAUGUGGACUAUGUGAAAGAUAUAUAUUUAAAAAACGACUGAUGUAUGCACUUGGCAAUCGUAGUCGGGCAAUUUGAACAAUUAAUUUAUUUAAUUUAUGAACCAUUUUGUAAUGUGUUUUAAGUUGUUAAAUUUUGCAUCGUUUCGAAGUUGCUUACAUGUGAUAAGUGUAAUUUGUUUCAAUUUGAUUGUUAGCUUAUAAUGCAGGUACUUUUGUUUGUUGUUUGUUGCAUAUGGAAUGGUAUACUGUACUAUAUUGCCUGUCAGUGUAUAAAAUAAUAUCUGUGUUUAUUUUGGUUGUGGGAAAGCAUU